This is a messenger RNA of Nematolebias whitei (Rio pearlfish), 470 nucleotides long. RefSeq names its product teneurin-3-like. The transcript has 5 exons. Gene Ontology annotation, biological process: neuron development; heterophilic cell-cell adhesion. NCBI's taxonomy places the organism in Eukaryota, Metazoa, Chordata, Actinopteri, Cyprinodontiformes, Rivulidae. Gene Ontology annotation, molecular function: protein heterodimerization activity; protein homodimerization activity; cell adhesion molecule binding. The coding region runs from base 69 to 470 and encodes 133 amino acids. Gene Ontology annotation, cellular component: neuron projection. The record is from RefSeq and is a predicted model, not a curated record.
UGAUUGGAGUUAACGUGACGUUUGUUCACUAUCCUGACCACGGAUACACCAUAACGCGCACUGAUGGCAUGUUUGAUCUCCUGGCCAGUGGAGGAGCAUCGUUAACAUUAAGUUUUGAGCGUGCUCCAUUUCUCACUCAGUACAGAACCGUAUGGGUCCCAUGGAACGUCUUCUACGUGAUGGACACUCUGGUCAUGAAGAAGGAGGAGAAUGAAAUUCCAAGCUGCGACCUCAGUGGUUUCAUCAGACCCAGUCCGGUCAUUGUGGCUUCUCCUCUGUCUACAUUUUACAGAGGGUCACAUGACAAUGGGCCUAUUAUUCCUGAAACUCAGGUUUUACAAGAAGAAACGUCAAUCCCUGGCAGUGAUCUAAACCUGGUCUACUUAAGCUCCAGAGCUGCAGGAUACAAACCGGUCCUCAAAGUCUCUAUGACCCAAUCGUCAAUCCCAUUUAACCUGAUGAAAGGGUAA